Messenger RNA from Opisthorchis viverrini, 2901 nucleotides. RefSeq lists its product as hypothetical. Gene Ontology annotation, biological process: cytoskeleton-dependent intracellular transport; microtubule-based movement. The record is from RefSeq and is a predicted model, not a curated record. Gene Ontology annotation, molecular function: microtubule binding; ATP hydrolysis activity; microtubule motor activity. The transcript has 16 exons. Lineage: Eukaryota; Metazoa; Platyhelminthes; Trematoda; Opisthorchiida; Opisthorchiidae. The annotation marks the transcript as partial. Gene Ontology annotation, cellular component: microtubule; kinesin complex.
GUCACAUGAUGGAUAUCGUGAGGAAAGUGAUGGGCUCUUGGUACCGGAUGGACCUAAUUCCCGUUACGCAAGUCAGAAGGAAGUUUACGAUGAUCUUGGAAGAGGCAUUCUAGACAACGCUUUUAGUGGAUAUGCUUGCUCCCUGUUUGCCUACGGUCAGACUGGCUCGGGCAAGUCCUAUUCCAUAAUGGGCUAUGGACCUAAUCGUGGCAUUGUUCCCAUUGUUUGUGAGGAGUUAUUCAACCGAGUGCAACAAAAUACGGACCAGAAACUGACAUUCCAAGUCAGCUUUUCAAUGCUAGAAAUCUACAAUGAACAGAUACGAGAUCUACUCAACACAUCCAGUUCUCAGAAAUCUCUUCAACUGAGGCAAUCGCCUUCAAUGGGCUUCUAUGUGCAAGGGUUGACACAAAUUCCGGUCGGUUCCUACAAAGAAGUAGAACAACGUAUGAAACAAGGUAACUAUUUUAGAUUCAUGCGCUUAUCUGCAUGCCAAUUUGGCUUUAAUGAGGGACUCACGUAUAAUUCAGCUGAAUUCCUCGUUUAUGAUUUGCAUCUAAACAAGGCACUCGCCGAUGGAAAAAAAGUUGUGCCUUAUCGUGAUUCAGUGCUGACGAAGCUUUUGCAGAAUGCCCUUGGAGGAAACAGCAAAACAAUAAUGAUUGCGGCCAUCUCACCAGCUGAUAUAAACUAUCAAGAGUCUCUAUCAACCUUGCGCUAUGCUGAUCGAGCGAAGCGAAUAAAAAAUAAGGCCAUUGUCAAUGAAGACCCAAUGGAAAAACUCAUUCGUGAACUGAAGGAAGAAAACGAACGUCUUAAGUUGUCACUACAGUCUUCGGAGCUCCCACCUAAUGUGGACGGAAGGAACAUUUCCCCACAAGAAAUGGAGAAACUUCGAGUGGAAAUGCGUGAGGAACUAAUGGCUCAAAUGAAAGCCAAUAUGGCCGAAAUCGAGUCCCAGAAUCAACAGGCAUUCACUACGAAGCUGGAAGCUGCCAGGAAAGAAGCUGCUGAAAUGGCUAUCCGUUCUACGGCUCAAGAAGACAAAUCUGGAGGCACAGUUAAAAACAAGCCUUAUUUGGAAAAUCUUAACGAGGAUCCUCAGCUUUCUGGGAUAAUUAAACAUCUACUGGUUCACAAAACGACCGGAUUUGGACGUAAGCCACCUGCCGAACAGGAAGUCAAGAAGCAAAAGGUGCACUGGAUCACUAUCCAAGGGCUGGGACUUGCAGACCAACAUGCUUUUCUGAUUCGACAUGGGAAGUCUGGGGCGGAAAUUGAAAUUCGUGUUGCUCCAGGGGCAAGUAAGCUUACGAAAGUCAAUGGUAUUCCGCUCAAAGAGUCAACAAUCCUAAAGAACAAGGACCGUGUACUUUUUGGAUCCUACCAGCUGUACGUCUUUCAUAACCCGUUGGACAGUUCGAACGGACAACACAAUGCUGAUCUAUCAGAUGAAGUUAUAGACUGGGAAUUCGCACAGAGAGAGUUGGCCAGAGCGUCUGGUAUCGACGGCUUUGACGGAAAGCCGAAAAGUAAAGAUGAUAUGAUCAUUCAGAAACAGUUGUUGGAGUUGAUUCCAAUGGUUGGAGAAGUGAACGAGAUUGCUGAAGAACUGGACAAGGCGCGCAGUUUUGAUCUGCUCCUAAUUCCGCCAACGGCACAGGGACUACCCUAUGGUGAAGCAGGUACAACCAAAUUGAUGAUUCGGAUGCGUGACUCAACUACCAGUCAUGUGUGGUUAUGGGAUCGGGAGAAGUUUAUGGGGCGUCGGUUUGUAAUGCAGGAGAUGUAUCAAAACUAUUUACAUGACGUCAAAAAGAAGACCUCGGAAGAAGAUGAUCCGUUUGUUGACAGCCUCGACGACAAGCUCCUGGGUGUGGCGCCAGUUUACCUUCAAGCGCUUGGUUAUCGCCUUGAUGUAGAUGAUAAAUUGAGUGUCAUGAGUUUCGAGGGUGAAGUUGUGGGCACUUUGUACUACCAACUAAUUCCGUGCACCAGAGCCGGGAAACCACUGACGGAAUUGAGCCCUGCUGAACGGAUACAUUGUGACAUCGUCAGCGAUCCUAAUGAACUUUUGGGAAAGCCUUUUCAUUACAAGAUCCUGUUAAGCGACUUGGAUCUCAGUGACGAAUAUGAUGGAGUGCAAGUCAGAAUCCGUUAUCGUGUGUUCAAGGAGACGGAUUGGACCGUGGUGAACUUCCCGAUUGAUUAUUUCAGAAGUGGUGCAACCAUCCGCAAUCUGAUUGACCAUAGCCGUGUUAUAUCAAUUACGCAGGUCACAUUUGAUCAUCUGAACUACUUUGAAAACAGUUGUAUCGGCUUCCUGGUGUACGCUUCACAAAGUAAUGGCAAUAAACGCGGAUCAGGGGCCGCUACAAAAGUUUGUCAUUUAUUUGUCGUCUUUCCUUCUGAACAUUGGAUAUUUCAGGAAACGAAUCCUCUGGCAAGUUCUGUGAGGGCCUCGCGUCGUUGCUCUACAGUUCAAGCCGAAGAGUGUAUGGAUGUGAAUAGGAUGAAAACGGAAUUGUGUUUGCUGCAACGAAACCUUGAGCAGUAUGCCGCAUGUCAUGAGAAACUAAAGGGUCAACCUUUUUCUGCCGUCCCCUUUUGGAGGAAGGCAGCACCACUGCCUAAAUUAACACGGAUAUGCUGGUCAGCUGAAGGAAGCACUCAACCGCCUUCAAACUGUCUCAAAGGACAAUACAACUGUACCUCCAAACCGCCUGUUUGUACGAUCUCGCACACUAUGAUGGUUCACUGCUCUUCGUCGGACCGCUCUCAGUUGGCCUUACUCACAUGGCUGGACCUUCGGAAAAUAAUUGAACUCAACGUUGUUCAGCGGUUUUCGCACGAACUUGAUGACCGAAAGGUCCACCGUUCGGAAAAAAAUUCUUCAUCUUG